Molecule: messenger RNA, 1065 nt
Organism: Arabis nemorensis
Lineage: Eukaryota; Viridiplantae; Streptophyta; Magnoliopsida; Brassicales; Brassicaceae
Source: the annotation of a GenBank genome assembly
AUGGAAGCUCUGAGGAAUAUUAAGUCUAACAUCAAAGUCAUUCCACAUCUAGAUGAGAAAAACGAAGGAUGUAUUGUCGCUAAUGUCACACUUGUGGAGGCAGAUCAGAAACCAGCACUUGUAAGUACAGAAUGGUGUCUUGUUCCUGGGCGGGGAAGAUAUCCUUCAAAGGCUUUGUUCCAGUCAGCCGGGUCGGUUACUUUCAAACAUCGAAACAUCCAGGGCCUUAAUCAGUCUCUCAUUGGUUCAGGUGAUCUUUUGUUUCAGCUUGACUAUGUACACUCACAUCUGGACGAUGUUAAAAAUCCCAGAAACCGUAGCUUCAAAACGAGCUUCGUCAACAGCAGAAAACUUAGCCCAAUAUUCACUGGGGGACCAGGCUUUGAGGAAGUAGUGCCUCCAAUGUUGGUGGAUCGACUUGGUCUGCAAGCUAAUAUAACAGAGAACUUAACCCGUCAGAGUAAAUUCACAUAUGGACUUGCGUUUGAAGAGAUAACAACACGAGAUAAAAACGGGCAAAUCUCUGCAAAUGGGCUGAUGUUGUUGCCUUACGGUGGAACCAGUGUUAAUGGACCUCCAACAACUCUCAGUGGUACCGGUAUUGACCGCUCUACAAGCCAACAUAACCAGUGUCAUAGCCUUUCUACAAGCCAACAUAACCCAAGACAACACCAAGUGGAUCAAGGCUUGGGUAUAGGAAGCAAUUUCCCGCUCUACAACCGCCAUCAGCUAACCUUAACAAGGUUCAUUCCGCUGAAGAAAGUAGAAGAAGGAUCCGGAAAUCGACAACCACCAGUUCUAGUCCUACACGGCUAUUACGGUGGCUGCAUAGGCGAUUUUCCAAGCUAUGAUGCUUUUGUUCUUGGUGGGCCUAACUCUGUUCGAGGCUACACCAUGGGAGAGCUCGGUGCAGCUAAACACAUUCUCGAGAAUACCUGUGAAGAACACACGUGCAUGCAUUUGCUGAGCAUGGAAACGAUUUGGGAAGCUCAAUGGACGUUAAAGGGAAUCCGACAGCGGUUUACAGGAGAACGGGACAUGGUUCAUCCUGUGGUUUCGGUUUGA